Molecule: messenger RNA, 825 nt
Organism: Suillus clintonianus
Lineage: Eukaryota; Fungi; Basidiomycota; Agaricomycetes; Boletales; Suillaceae
Exons: 5
Coding region: 1-825 (274 amino acids)
Source: RefSeq, a predicted model, not a curated record
AUGUCAGACAGUUGGAAAGAUGGCAUCUUGCUCAAGAUUGCGAACAUCAUCGUGUACUUCCUUUUCCUCGGUUCCAACGUCUAUACCGUAGCGGCACCUCAUGAAAUCUAUUUCACUGGCAAGGAGACAUACAUCACCCCUGCUCCAUGGGCAUUUUUGAUUUGGUCUCUUAUCCACCUCCUCCUCCUCGGUACUAUCAUUUACCAGUUCACCGCCCCUGGUAAAAAGGUAAUUAUCGAUGGCAUUUCGUGGCGCCUCCCCCUCCUUGGCCUUCUGAAUGCGAUAUACGUGCAUUUAUGGGCAUCCCAUCACUAUAUCCUCGCAUUCGUUUUUGCUUUGUUCGUCAGCAGUGCUGUCACCCACAUCUACUACAUCGUGAAGAAGUUCCACACUGCUACUAACGCCGGUGAUGAAAUUUUGGUCCACUUGCCUUUCUCCCUCUACCAUGGGUGGACAACCGUUCUCGUUUUCUUGACUGCGUUUGAUGCAUUCGGUGUCAACGCGCUUACUCAACCAGCUGGCGUUUGGACUAAGGUUUUCGUAUUCCUUGCUUUGUUCUUCCUCGAGGCGACUGCGGCCGCAUACGCUUUCUCCAGCCCUGAGGGUGACCUUCCUGCCAGCUUCGCGAUCACAUGGUCGCUCUUUGCGAUCUUUGCUGAACAAAGUGUUCGUCGCUCGGGAUUCGUCCACUGGACUGCACUCGCGUUUGCAGUGCUCUCUGCAUUCUGGGUUUUCAUGGGCGUAUUUGGCUUUUACAAACGGUCGAGGGGUGGCUCAAUCAUAUUGGACGAAGAGCGUGCACCACUUGUUGGCAGUGAAAACUGA